Molecule: messenger RNA, 1113 nt
Organism: Aspergillus thermomutatus
Lineage: Eukaryota; Fungi; Ascomycota; Eurotiomycetes; Eurotiales; Aspergillaceae
Exons: 5
Coding region: 1-1113 (370 amino acids)
Biological process (GO): ubiquitin-dependent endocytosis
Cellular component (GO): plasma membrane; cytoplasm; cytosol
Molecular function (GO): ubiquitin protein ligase binding; protein-macromolecule adaptor activity
Source: RefSeq, a predicted model, not a curated record
AUGCUCUCCAGAGUGGAGCGCUUCUUCAGAUCACCAUCCCGCAUAGAUAUCCGAAUCCACCUUGAGAAAAAGCAGCCUAUCUACACGAAUGAAGACGAGGUCUCUGGACAUGUCAUCAUCCAUAAUAGAGCAGAGGUGGACCUUGCAAGGAUAACGAUCAAACUCUCGGGCUCAGCGACGUCAAGACUGGAUUCAGGGAAGCUGACUGAAUCGCAUGAGUUGUUCAAAAAGUCUGAAGAAAUAUUUCCUCCCAGUCAUUGCGCAGGGUUUUUUACAGCUGGGGCCGUGACUGUCUCUCCAGGAGAGCAUGCCUUUCCAUUUUCGAUCAUGUUCCCCCAGGCCUCGGAAUGCUACAAGACCGGCACGGUACAUCUUGCUCGCAAACAAUCGCCAGGCUCUCAGCCUCACCACCUGUUGCGAAAGCUUCCACCUUCCACCGGGAAUAGGUCUACGUGGGAGGAGAUCAGGUAUAUGCUGGAGGCGAGCGUCGCAAUGAAUGGUCUCAUAUUAUCUACCAUCCGUCACCCAUUACAUGGGCCGAAGGACAGAAAGACCGUCAUUUGCACUUCAGAGGGCUCGGACCUGUUAUAUCCACCUCUGUUCUACGAGAUCGAGGCGGAGAUCUUGAACGGACCAUUCCUUCUGCUAGGACACCCAAUUGCGCUAAGGGUAAAGACCAUGAACAUGAACGAUUGCAACAACGCGAUCUAUCUGCACAAUUUUCAAUCCAUGCUCAUUGAAACGACGGAGGUGCGAGCGCGUGGAUCGAUGCAGAGUCUGACUCGUUCGUGGGUCAUACAAACGGCGGCAAAUCUGCGCCAACCACUCGUGCCCGAGUACAGCCCGACAGUCAGAUCGUUAUUAAUCCUCAAUGGCAGUCUAUGGAGUCGGCAUCGUGUCCCGUUGCAUCUGACUCCCACAUUUGAAACGUGCAACCUCAGCCGGAGCUACAAGCUUGAGAUAAGGCUAGGGAUUGGAUUUUGCAGGAAUAACACGAGGAUCCUGGAGUUUCAGUUCCCAGUUUACGUCUUGUCGCCUUCAUCUACCCGACCCUCUGUCGGCAGCCCGGCACCUACACUACACCACCAUGAGAGAGACGCUCUUGAAAAGUAG